This is a messenger RNA of Penicillium soppii, 927 nucleotides long. Its product is annotated as Chromo domain/shadow. Gene Ontology annotation, biological process: chromatin organization; regulation of DNA-templated transcription. The record is from RefSeq and is a predicted model, not a curated record. NCBI's taxonomy places the organism in Eukaryota, Fungi, Ascomycota, Eurotiomycetes, Eurotiales, Aspergillaceae. The coding region runs from base 1 to 927 and encodes 308 amino acids. The transcript is spliced from 4 exons. Gene Ontology annotation, cellular component: nucleus; Rpd3S complex; NuA4 histone acetyltransferase complex.
AUGGCCCCUUCUAUGUACAGCAAGGACGAGAAGGUCCUUUGCUUCCAUCACGAGAUCCUGUACGAUGCCAAGAUUUUGGACGUCCGCCACAAGGAUGCCAAUGACAAGAAGAGCCCCUUUGAGUACCAAGUACACUACAAGGGCUGGAAGAAUACCUGGGAUGACUGGGUCCUUGAGGACCGUCUUCGCAAGCACACUGAAGACAACCGCGAAUUGGCCAAUAACUUGCGCCGCGAAGCUGAGGCUUCCUUUCGCCUGAAGAACGCAAAGCCCACUGCAAAGAAGCGCGGUGGUUCCGACCGAGACUCUGUGCGAGACAGCGAAGAGCGCGGGGCCUCCGUGCCGGGCCGUGGUACAAAGCGAGCUCGUGACAAUGAUAUCGAAAAGGAAGAAAGCUUCAAUACCCGUCCCUCAGUCCGCAUCGUGAUGCCGGACAAUCUGAAGUCCCUGCUCGUCGACGACUGGGAGCAGGUAACCAAGAACCAAUGCGUGGUCUCAUUGCCAGCAAAGUAUCCUGUUCGGCAGAUCUUACAGGACUGGCACGACGAAGAAGAGCCCAAGCGCUCGGGCUCAUCGGCCGAUGAAGACGUUUUGGAAGAGGUGGUCGCCGGCCUCCAGGAGUAUUUCGACAAAUGCCUGGAUAAGAUCUUGCUGUACCGCCACGAGCGCCAGCAAUACCGCGGCCUGCGGAAGAAGUUCGAGGCCGCGACUGGGGACCUGGCCGAUAAGGGCCCCAUUGAUGUCUAUGGUGCGGAGCACCUGAUCCGGUUGUUCAGCACCAUGCCAGAGCUUAUUGCUCAGACGAAUAUGGAUAUGCAGGCCACCAACCGGCUGCGUGAGGAGAUUUCUAAACUGUCUAUGUGGUUGAGUAAGAAUUCGGAGAAGUACUUUGCUACCGCUUACAUACCGGCAGAGAGCACUCACUAG